AUGCUCAGAUACCUACAAAGGGCCAUCAAGAACUGUCUUCAUGGAGUUCUUGCGUUGCUACUGGCCGAAAAACGAACUUUAGCAGACAUGAAGACGGGGUUGAAAGAAACUGCACUACAUAUGGCAGCGAACGAGAACUGCGCUUUUGCGGCUCGCAGGCUGGUGGAUGUCGAUGCCAAUCUAGAAGCGGUUACGAAGUAUGGAUGGACCCCGUUGAUGGAGGCGAGUCGAUUUGGGCACGAAAGUGUCAUUAGAAUUUUGGUUUCAGCAAAAGCUGCGAUAGACUAUCAAGGGUUUCAUGGUUGGACGGCCUUACAUCUUGCGAUACGCUUUGGUCACCCGAAAGUUGCACAACUGCUACUUGAAGCGGGAGCAAAUCCCAACUUACAGGAUAAUGAUAGGAGCUCUUCUGGAUGCGGAAAGGUGAAGGCCUGGGGUGCUAUUUGA
Molecule: messenger RNA, 447 nt
Organism: Orbilia oligospora ATCC 24927
Lineage: Eukaryota; Fungi; Ascomycota; Orbiliomycetes; Orbiliales; Orbiliaceae
Exons: 1
Coding region: 1-447 (148 amino acids)
Cellular component (GO): cytoplasm
Molecular function (GO): protein binding
Source: RefSeq, a predicted model, not a curated record